This is a messenger RNA of Hyaloscypha bicolor E, 800 nucleotides long. RefSeq lists its product as uncharacterized. The transcript has a single exon. Bases 26 to 457 code for a protein of 143 amino acids. The record is from RefSeq and is a predicted model, not a curated record. Lineage: Eukaryota; Fungi; Ascomycota; Leotiomycetes; Helotiales; Hyaloscyphaceae.
CUCGAGACAGUAGGAGAACAGCACAAUGAUCUCUUCCUUGCAACCCUCACGGCCUAGAGUAAGGAACCCUCAAACCACGGUCCUGUCAUCAUCCUUACACAGAACGGGAGCUAAUUAUUCAUAUCAGUACCCUCCUCAGUCUAUUCCCCCAUCUCUAAACCAACAGCCCACACGCUCCCAUUCCUCUACGCCAUCAAAACCCACACCCAUAUACACGCCCCCGGCUCCAAGAACCCAAAUCGAAGCCAUGCUACCCAGUCCAUUACCCACAAGUCCACUACAAGCCAGACAAGUGCUUUUAGAUGCAGCUAAACGACACCCUGUUUUCUUCACAGAUCGGUUAAAGAAGGCGCCUCUGGGCGUCAACACCGGAGGUGGAAGUUGGGUCAGUCCGGUUGCGAUGGGAUAUGUGUUUAAUGAUGGAGCGAGGAGAGCAGAAGGAGGUGUAAAGUUGUAAUUGUGAUUAAGAGGCGAUGGCGCAAGAUAUUGAGGCCCUGCGACAUCCUAGUUUGUUGAUGUGAUUGUAUGAGAUUCGAUUAGGGAUACUCAAGAGAGUUGUACUAUAGGGAGCAUAUUGCUGAAGGUGGAACUGGGGAAAUGCAUUCGUAGAGGGACGUUAUGCAGUUUCGGGAUUACCCUCAGCAUCAAGGAAUAGAACAUAGUAGAGUGCCGAUUCAAGGCCAUAACAUGUUACAAUGUCCCCACCAUAAAAUACCAUCGCCUCCCAUCCAAACUCCCUUGGUAUAAUGUGAGUUUGUUAUCCUACAACUCGGCAAGCUGACACCACCACCAACCGAGGC